Molecule: messenger RNA, 1789 nt
Organism: Nannospalax galili (Upper Galilee mountains blind mole rat)
Lineage: Eukaryota; Metazoa; Chordata; Mammalia; Rodentia; Spalacidae
Gene: Mettl6
Product: methyltransferase like 6
Exons: 6
Coding region: 173-1144 (323 amino acids)
Source: RefSeq, a predicted model, not a curated record
UGAUGGCGGCGUGAGGGCUUCGGUUGGAAAGCGAUGCGGUCAGUUAGUGGUCAGAAACCUGGGCCUCGCGGACUUAGCGCCGUCACCUCCGAAAACGCGAAGCUGCGCCCCAACCAACGGUGACCCCGCUUCUCUUGCCCCUUAUGCACCUAAAGCAUGAAAAUCACUGGAAAUGCAUCAGAGAAAACCCAGUGUCUGCAGUACCAGCACAGAUUCCUCAGAUGAUUAUAGUGGAGAAUCUUCAGCAUUAAAUGUGUCUGCAGCAACUGAGAUGGCUUCUUUCCAAAGGAAAGGACCGAAGGCAAGGGUUCUCAGUGCUGAAGAGGAGGAGAAACUGCAAAGAGACCAAGCUUUGGUGUCCGACUUUAAACAGCAAAAACUGGAAAAAGAGGCUCAGAAGAACUGGGACCUUUUUUACAAAAGGAACAGUACCAAUUUUUUCAAGGACAGACACUGGACCACCAGAGAGUUUGAAGAGCUAAGAUCAUGUAGGGAGUAUGAAGGUCAGAAGUUGACUAUGCUGGAAGCUGGCUGUGGGGUUGGGAACUGUUUAUUCCCACUUUUAGAAGAAGAUUUGAAUAUCUUUGCCUAUGCCUGCGAUUUUUCUCCAAGAGCAGUUGACUACGUUAAGCAAAAUCCCUUAUAUAACUCAGAGAGAUGCAAGGUGUUUCAGUGUGACCUCACUAGAGAUGACCUUCUUGAUCAUGUUCCACCAGAGUCUGUGGAUGCUGUUACCUUGAUCUUUGUGCUCUCGGCUGUUCACCCUGAGAAGAUGCACCUUGUCUUGCAAAACAUUUACAAGGUAUUAAAACCAGGCAGAAGUGUCUUAUUCCGUGACUAUGGGCUAUAUGAUCAUGCCAUGCUUAGAUUUAAAGCCGGAAGCAAGCUAGGAGAAAAUUUUUAUGUCAGACAAGAUGGAACCAGAUCAUAUUUUUUUACUGAUGAAUACCUGGCCCAGCUCUUUGUGAAUGCUGGUUAUGAAGAAAUGCUGAAUGAGUAUGUGUUUCGAGAGACCGUGAAUAAGAAAGAAGGCCUGUGUGUGCCACGAGUUUUCCUUCAGAGCAAGUUCCGGAAGCCUCAAAAGGACUUAGACUCUGCCACCAUGGGCCUGUGUUACCAGGCUGGUGACUUUGCCUCUCCUUGAAGGUUUGUGUUUGUUUGUUUGGGUCUUUUUGAGACAGGGUCUCCCUGUAGCCCCAGCUGUCCUGGAACCCACUAUGUAGACCAGGCUGGCCUUGAACUCACAGAGAUCCACCUACCUCUGCUAGGAUUAAAGGCGUGCACCACCAUGCCUGGAAAAUUAUAUAAUUUUUGUAUUAAAAACAAAUGAAGUACCAAGCAUGCUGGCGCGCGCCUUUUGUAAGAUCGAGGUCAGCCUGGUCUAUAGCAAGUUCCAGGCCAGCUGGGGCUAUAGAGGAACCAUGUCUCAAAAACAAACAAAUAAAUGAGGCCUGGAGAGAUGGCUCAGCAGGUGAAGACGCUAGCUGCACAUCCUUACUACCAUAGUAGUAAUCCCAGUGCUCCUACCUCAGGGCGGGAAUCCGGCAGGAGAAUCCUCUGGAAGCUCCAGGGCCAGCUAGCCUGAGGUACACAUCAUGGUAGAAACAAGGGACUCUGCCUCAACAAGGUGGAAAGUGAAAGUUAUCCUCUGGUGACGUUCCACAAAGGAAAGCCGGGGAGCCCAGGAGCUUGAAACGGGGCUGCUUAAGCUUUUUCCAUUAACCACUUUUCACUUGAGAAAAUUUUUUGUAACCUUUGGUAUAUAGAUAUAUAAAGUAGGUAUAUAAAU